Molecule: messenger RNA, 4717 nt
Organism: Fusarium redolens
Lineage: Eukaryota; Fungi; Ascomycota; Sordariomycetes; Hypocreales; Nectriaceae
Product: CHAT domain-containing protein
Exons: 3
Coding region: 1-4698 (1565 amino acids)
Molecular function (GO): protein binding
Source: RefSeq, a predicted model, not a curated record
AUGAUUAAUCUUCUCAGCAUGGUGGGCCUAUUCGCUCAAGGGGCGGCAACUCAAGCCUUCCUCAACCGCAUCAUGUACUUGUGCCAGCGAGCCUACCAGGAUCCAUUCAAUCGAGAUGAUCUUCAUCGACAAAUUGCCAGCGAGGUCUAUAAUAUGUUCAAUUACACGCCUGCUUUUGCUCAUGAGCAAGUUGCAAGUAAUCUGUUGUCAGCCAUGGCUCAGUCUCCUUUUCCUGUUACACAACUGCGACUCCUGGGGCCUCGGGAAUGCGCACGGCAAUUCCCUGUCAUUGCUCCUGUAAUUUAUGCUACUGCGGAUAUCCUGUUACCUGGUUGGAACCAGACAACGACGGUUGCUCCUAGCCAGCCAUGGAGAAACCCCCAACUCGAGUGGACCACCCAGUCCUCUUCGUUAUCUCUUCCUUACCGUGGCUACGACAUACAAACACUGCCUAUUCAACAACAAGCCACACCGUUCAGCUCCGAGUUAUCUCCCGCUUCUGUGGCCCAAAUCCCAGAACAGACUUCAACCCGCACUUCAGCAUUAACUAUGCCAUCCGCUGUUAGAUCUCAAAUCAUGAAUCCGGAAACUCGAGAGAAACUUGACAAAUUUUACAACUACGGCCCCCGGGAUCAGCCUGCCGAAGAUACCGACCCGUUCCUCGUCAAUUUGGCCAAGUUCAAGAAUGCCAAGACUCCCGAGGAAAGAGAAGCGGUCAAACGUGAGAUGGUGGAUUCCCAAAACAGGAUUGGGUUGCAAAUCGACGAGCGAAUGGAAAAUGUACUUCUUCGCUCCAGAGGCCAGCAAGGGAAGAUAGGAAACACACAAGAAGACGUUGAAAGACAGCGGAGAAAAGAAAAUCUGCGGGAGGAUGUGCUCCGCCUUACCGACCAACGCAACCUCUUCAUGGCGGGCGUAGACAAGCUCCGAGAGCGUGAUGGGUCGAAUUCGGUGUCGGACUUGCAGCAAAUUGUCGAUCCUAUACGUUCGAUAGUACGCCAGUCCUGUGGAGACAAUCUCGUGGACGAGUUAGAUUCUUUGCUCAAGGAUGAGGCUAAGAAAGAGCGGGCCAGGAAUGCCAAUGAUCCCAGGGGAAAUGAUACCGACACCCAUGCGAGGCAGAGUAUACGGAGAGAACUGGUGGCAUCGGAUCAAAUCGUGGACAUCCAAGAACAUUCCCCUAUCAAAGGCAAGAGUUUGGAGGCACUCAAUGUGCAGGAUGUCUGCAAUGUAACUGAUGUGAGCGAACAUAUCCGCCGUUUGCAAGAGUGUAGGGCAAUGGGGAACUGGGAGAAGUCCAAUUACAUAUUUUCAUCUCUGGACUUGGAAGAGAGCGUUAAUCCAAAGGUUGGGAUCGAAAUUGGAUGGAACUUGUAUCUUCAGGGUUAUGUGAGGAUGGCACUGGAUGUGAUUGAAAGCUCGUAUAUUCCAUGGAGAGAUUCAAGGCAGAAUAUUAUGGCUUGUAAGGCGCUCUCUAUGAUGCGGUCAUAUUUUGCUUUUCUCUGCGGGAGCACGUUGAAGAAUGGUCUCAAUGCGGCCAUAUCUAUCCAGGAGGUGGAUGAAUUUACUUUUACGAAUGAACUCUCUAACGUAACGGUCGCGUCGCAGUAUUUCUACUGCAAGAUUCUUACUGCUGCUAUUUGGGAAGGUCUCCUGAACGCCGCUGAAUGCAAAGUCGCUGUCCAACUACGCUUAAAGAUUAUUUCAGAGACUCUACUACAAGCUGGUCAUACCCAUGAAUCAAUUCUCUUCGCCAUGCUCCUCAGCAACGAGCUAGAGUCCACUCAAGAGCAGAUGCAGCUCUGGAAACAGCAUCUCCAUGAUCCUCGAUUUUCAGGUCUUGACAGAGCAGAAAUUUGCCUUAAAGUUGGCGGUCUGAUGGCCCAAGAGGGGGAUAUUAUUUCCUCGAAACACCACUUCCAGGUGGCUGAGCAAACAUUCGAGGAGCUGGGGUGCGCUGAAGGAAAGCUCCGGACCCAACUGCAACAACUGGAGGCAAUUCGCCCCAAAACUCUAACUGAAAUCCGGCAGAUGCAGCAAAUCGCCAAAGAUUUCGAGGCUCUCGGCUCGCCUGCGCUGCAAAUCACGGCCUUGUCCCUUGCAGUUGGAGAAGGAGCCGAUGUCUUACCAUGGGCUGACAUGGUCGACACAUUCAGCCAUCUCGAGAGAGUUCUUGACCAGACGUCCAACAGAUAUGCGAUGUUACGCCUCAGCGUGGAAUUCUCUGCCGCAGCAAUACUACGACAAGAGCACCUUGGAAAGACAUUCGAAUAUUUGCAAAAGUCCGUGAAUGAUGCGUCGGAGGAAACCCCAAAGACUACUGGUCAGCUAUUUAUGCAGCUCGGACAGGCGUAUCGCUCGCUUGGAGACCAGGAUAGAAGCCUCAAAUACGUCAAGAUGGCGGUGCAAACGUUUGAGAAAUGGCGGCUACCGGACAUGCUGUCUGACGCGAAGUUGGCACUCGCAAUGGCUAUGGCAUCGGAAACGCCUGGACCUAAUCAUGAGGCGGCCAUCGAGAUACUGAAGGAGUCACUACGACUUGAUGAGGAGCGUAAUGAUGCGCAACGCCAACUCAAGAAACUCGAAGCCAUCGUCAGUCUAGAGGGAUGCUUAGCCAGAUCGGAUCAGGGUGACCGCCACAAGGAACUCCAAGACUAUUGGAUGGGGGAAUGGGAGCGAAUCGGAGAAAGGUAUCAUAAUGAUUCCAUUAGACAGGCCGAGCUGUUCAUGGCACGGGGGAAAUUUAAGAGUGCUGAGAAGCUUCUGAGACAACGUCUGGUGAAGUGCAUGGAUGAAAAAGACCUCAGACGGAUUUCGAAAUGCCAACACCUAAUCUUCUCAAGCCUCUUUCUUUCAUUUGGUUCAUCUCUGCACCCAGAGGAGAACCACUCCCAGGUCCGAGCAGUAGUAGACCAAGCUGCAGCCGCGCUGGCAGCCUACAGAGAAUUAGGACCUUACAGCGUUCCCCUGGAGUUUAUUCUUCAUAUCUCACAAGCGUUUCAGUCUCUCGGCGAAAAUCAAGACGGACAAGAAAGGAAUAUGCUCUACGCUGAGGCUUUGCAGUACCUUGAGAUCGGGGAGUCGAUCUCCGAACGAUUGCGACGGGACCUUUCUUCGUCAUCGGGUUUGGAGUCAUUGCGCCAAAAGCAGCUGCUUGUCGCUUCUUCCACCCAUGAUGAUAUCUUUAAUCAUGCUCUAGCACUCACAUUCGCAUUAGGUGAUGCCGAGAAGAUGUGGCGAUGGACCCAGAGAGCGAAAGCAAGGGCAUUGUCCGACUUGGUGGGUUCGCAACUUGAUUCGUACACCAGGCAGCGACCUCCUAAUUUUGCCGUCGAUGACCAAAUCGUAAAGCUGUUGGAGGAAGAAGCGAGGCUCGUGCGAAAACUCGAAUCGGCAGUUUCCAUAGACAAGGUUUCGACGAGUAUGGAACUGGAACGUGUUCGCUCGAUGAUGGAGGAACACCCGCGCCUCGGCCGUCUACUUGCGUCGAGAGCGGGCAAGACCGAUCUGCAGGAUCUCCAAUGGCUUUUUGGAAAUGGAGAAGAUCGGGAUAUUUCGCCCGAUUCCAAAGUUGUAUUAGUCGAUUGGGUUAUUAUAGGUGACAACAUUGUAAUGGUCACACUGGAUGCGAGGCUCGAGCCCCAGAUGUCAGUGCUCGACAUGACAUUAACUCACGUGCGUGUAUGGAAGCAGAGAUACCUAUCCUCACACACGUCGCUGGUGUCAUCGGAGAGGCUGCUCGAAGAAGGAACACUUGACAAACUCAACAGCCUUGUUUCCGGACUUUCACAGUGUACACAUGAGGGCGAUCUGCUCGUCUUUUGUCCGACGAGGACCUUGCAUGCCAUCCCCUUGCACGCGUUGAAGAUAGAAGGCGUGCCUGUGAUAUGGAGGAACCCAGUGGUAUAUACAGCGAGCAUAUCACUACUCAGGCAAUGUUGUGAGAGAGCCAACUCGAAACUACACGAGAGAGCUGGGGGAUUAAGAACCGCGUUCUUCUCAGCUUACGAAGACCAUUCCGAGGACAAGAUGAAGAUAACGCAACGCGAGGAGGCAUAUAAAUGCAUUAGAAAGCUGGCGUCUGACUUCGGAUCGGAGCCCAGGCUUGGAUGCAAUGCCAACAGGGAAAACCUGAUGACAGUGGUGAAGGACGUUGACAUUCUUCAUUUUCAUGGACACACAGCGACCCAUCCCAACAUCAUCUACCAGUCUCUCGUUCUAAGCGAUGGAAAAACAUCAGAGUCAAGUUCCGGUGCGCAAGAGUUUCAUCACACACAGUCUUCAACGUCGCCCUACCGACCAACGUUGGGGCCGCACAAGGAUGCCUUCACGGUCCGCGACGCCUUUUCCCUUAACCUCAACCUAUCACUCGCUUCCAUCGUCGCAUGCUCCUCUGGUGUGCAGAACUAUGGCACGGGGGACGAGCCGCAAGGGCUGCUCUCGGCGCUGCAAUAUGCGGGCUGUGCAACAGCCAUAGGUACCCUAUGGCCGGUUCGCAGCGAGGACGGGCGAGCAUUUACCCUGUAUUUCUUCCAGGCUGUGCGGCGCCAAGGGGACACCAUCGCGUCGCCAUGGAACCUGGCACUCUCGUUCCAGAAGGCGGUGAGACGACUCCAGAAAAGAAAGAGUACAGGUUUGCGCUUGGAUCACCCUUAUUAUUGGGCAGCUUUUGUAAUCCAUGGUGCGUGGUAUUUGUAACUUGGUUAGCAUAGCGUAU